Messenger RNA from Solenopsis invicta (red fire ant), 6738 nucleotides. RefSeq names its product pikachurin. NCBI's taxonomy places the organism in Eukaryota, Metazoa, Arthropoda, Insecta, Hymenoptera, Formicidae. The coding region runs from base 485 to 3163 and encodes 892 amino acids. Gene Ontology annotation, molecular function: calcium ion binding. The record is from RefSeq and is a predicted model, not a curated record. The transcript is spliced from 15 exons.
CCGUCGAACUACCCCCGCAGUUCGAUUGGAGACACCGGCCGGCAUCGACGGCCGUCGCGACGCUCCGCGACGCGUGUGUUGCGUUCGUUCGUGCCUCCUUCGUUCGCGCAUAGAGAUGGAGAAGUAAAAAAGGCGUGUAAAGAGCAGAGAGAGUCCGCCUGCAACGAGAGCGAGAGGAAGCCGCGUUGUGCGACAGUCCACAGAUAGUCUCGAUGAUACUCGCGUGAUCGGUUGUCGCAGCAUCGAUUGUCGUACUUCACCGUGUAGUGACGAGUGUCUCGGACUGGUGCAUCUCGAAUCGUCUGGUGCUAGUACUCGCGAGUAAUUAGUGAUUCGACAGAUUAAGGGAGAGAAAGAAAGAGAGAGAGAGAGAGAGGGAGAGAGUGUGUCUCGCGUGUGCCGCGUAGUGAUCGACGGGAUUCGCUGGAGCAUGCGACAGUAAGGACUUAUCGACCCCAGCGACGUGCAUGUUUAUCGCUGGACAAUGGCUGGACUACGCUACGUUUGCCGGCUCUUCAUCAUCCUGGGAUACCUGUCGGUCGUUCCGGUGCUCGCCCAGAACCCCGUGGAGGAGAAGACCACCUUCGAGGCUGCUUUCCAAGGAAGAUGCGGGCACGGAUCGCCCUGCGAGCAGCUCUGCUACGAACUUCAUGACGGCAUGUACGAGUGCGACUGCAGGGACGGCUACAUACUUCAUAAAAAUGGAUACAGCUGCGCCGAACUCAACUCGACAUCGCCAUCAACGAGCGAGCUCGGCGACUUCGUGGACGAGGCCGAGAGCGACGAGGCGAACGCGGACAACGCGGAUGACGAGGAUGCGGUCGAAGACAUCCUUUAUAUGCGCGGUGCCACCUUUACGAUACAUCUGGAUGCCCCAGCCGAGAAUUCCACCGUGAACGCGACGAAGAUAAACGAGGCGAAUGGCGCGGAUCGGAUCGAGCUGCGCGCCACGUCUCAGGGCCCAAAUCUGGAGCAAAAACUGCCAUCCACGAUGGAGAGUAUUGUGAGCACUGAGCCAGCGUGUUCCUUGGACUGCGGCCCGGCUGGAAAUUGUUAUAUCGAGCAAUCUCGCGGAGAUGAAGUCGAUGUGGUGAUCGAAGACGACGAGGACGGUAUCGUGGAUCUCGAGGGUAAUACCGUAAACAUCAGACGAAAGCAAGGCACAUUCAGACAGAGAUGCCAGUGUCCUCUCGGAAGAGGUGGAGAUCGUUGCCAGUUCGAGGCUGAAGUGAGAUCGCCACGUUUCACUGGAUCGGGCUGGUUAGCUUUUCCCGCCUUAAGAGCCGCUUACAAACACGUCCAAUUAGAAUUGGAAUUUCGGCCAGAAGCAUGGGACGGAGUGCUUCUUUUGGCAGGAGAACGAGACGAUCUUCAGGGAGACUUCAUGGCCUUGAUACUGCAUCAUGGUUUUAUCGAAUUCAGGUUCGAUUGCGGCAGCGGUGUGGGCACAGUGAGGAGCACGGAAACGGUGAAGCUGAAUGAGUGGAAUACCCUGAGUGUCUACAGACAUCGAUGGGACGCCUGGAUCCAGCUGAAUCAGGAGAAGAGGGUGGAGGGACGAUCGAAGGGCUUGUUCUCGAGAAUUACGUUCCGCGAGCCGCUCUUCGUCGGCGGGCCCGGAAACACGACCGGUUUGGAGCGACUUCCGGUGAGGACCGGAUUUAAGGGCUGCAUCCGGCAUUUGGAGGCGAACGAGCACCAUUAUCGCUUCCCAUUGGCCCCACAGGGCGACGCCGCGAAUGGAUUCGACAUCGAGGAGUGCACGGCCGACAGGUGCAGUAAGGUGCCGUGUUCCCACGGUGGAAAAUGCCUGACAACCGGAGGCGACACGGCUGUCUGUCUUUGCCCGCUCGGAUACACUGGUGAUCUCUGCGAAACCCGAGUGGACCUACAGGUUCCAUCCUUCAACGGAUCCUCUUACCUACGUUAUCCGGGAUUGGCGGACACGUCGCUGUCGUGGCUGGAAUUGUCCGUCACGUUAAAACCGACCGCGCCGGACGGCGUGAUACUCUACAACGGCCAUCACAGCGACGCCACCGGUGACUUUAUUGCUCUCUAUCUCUCCUCGGGCCACGUGCAGUUCACCUUCGACCUCGGAACAGGACCUGCCACUUUGAGAAGCGAAAAUCCGGUUCGUCUUGGCGAGUGGGUCGAAGUUCGGGUCUCCAGGACAGGUCGUUUAGCAUCCCUAGAAGUUGAGGACGAUCCAGGCCAGGAAAUCCUGGCGCCCGGAGCGUUCACGCAAUUAUCCUUACCGCUGAACCUCUAUUUGGGCGGCGCGCCGUCCUCCGACAUGUACUCGCCGAAGAUGAAAACUACGGCCAGCUUCGUCGGCUGCAUUCAGACGAUCGUGCUGAAUAAUCGCGAGAUGGGCAUCCUAGCCGAGGCACUAGGCGGGGUAAACGUAGGAAAUUGUGGGCACGCCUGCGAGGCCAGACCGUGCGGCGAUGCGGAAUGCCGGCCUCUCCGCGAGCGAUUUACCUGUCGGUGCCGUCCAGGUGUACCGCACCCUUGUCCAGCACCGGACGAUUAUACGCCGUUGGUCUCGCCACCGGCAAGAGCGAGCAGCAACGCCGUUACGUCCGUGAGAUAUGACAGAGCUGUGCCCAGUUUCACCGGCAGCGAAAGCUAUCUACAUUAUAACGACGCCGACACGAUGAAAAGGAUAAUUAGCUAUAGGGUAGAUAUCAAUAUGAGAUUCCGCGCGAGCAGCAGCAGCGGCCUGUUGCUGUGGAGCGGCCGCCAGUCGGAUCCUCAGGAACAAAGGGACGAGAACGACGAUUUCCUCGCCCUUGGCCUGGAUCACGGUUAUCUCACUCUCGCGUAUAAUUUGGGUUCCGGGGAAGCCGUACUACGGUAUAAUCUCACGCGAUUGGAUGACGAUCUAUGGCAUCGUAUCAGGGCUGUUAGAAACGAGCAAUGGGCAUCUCUCGUGGUAGAUAGCGGUACCGGUGUCUCAGCAUCUUCUCCGGGACAAUUGAGACAACUGAACACCGAUACCGGUCUUUACAUUGGUGGUGCACCGGAUAUCGUGAGGACAACCGGGGGCAGGUACGCGAAGGGCAUCGUAGGUUGCAUCAGCGACCUCGUGCUGGACUCGGACUUCUCCGUCGCUUUGUCCUCGCCAGCACAGGCGACCAACACACACUCGUGCAUCCCCUGAAAGAGAGAUGUCCGUGCCGUCCGACGUCAGGUGGUGUUGUCGGGUCCAUCCCGAAGCUAGGAUAUGAAAAUUUAAGGAUAACGUAUCACACCGCGGUGAGAUAACCGCGGCAGAUAGUGCUCCGCGAAAGUGCAUCUGUGUCUCUCGUGCAUCCACACGUGCGGCCGCGUGUAAUAUCCUACAUGCGGCUCAUCAUUUUUGUACAGACUCAUCCUUCCACAGGUGGAACUCUCGAGAAGAUGAAGAUCGAGUGGGUCGGCUACUCGACACACUCGUCGUGCGCGGCCAUCGACUACUGGUAGGCGGCUUUGUAAAUAUUAGGGCGAUCCAAGAUACUGCGGAGAUAUCUAUCACUUGCCUCGCGGCAUUGAUCCUUGGCGCUGCGACUUCCUGUCGAGCCCUAUGCUCGGCCAGUCUUACAAUUAGAAUAAGGUUCGAUCGAAAGCCUUGUGCUAAAACGAGAUAACGAUUAUGAUAUCUCGGCAAAGUUGAGGCAAAAAAUCAUAAAAAAUGAGGUUCGCUUCCUCGUAAGUCGUUAAAUACAAUUAAUUGCAACCGUUCGUCAUUGAAAGCUCGUUGCACUGUCUUAUUUAUCCGCAAGUUAUAGUUACUCCACUUUAUCGUGUUUCUUGAGAAUUGAGAUAAUUCAGAAAGAAAUUCAUUUUAAACGCAACCGUUUAUAUGAUUUAUAAAAAUUUUUUUUCCAUACAAAGAAAAUAAUAAUAAAAAAUUACAAGUAUAACUAGGAAAUACCAAACAUACAGUGGAAAUAUAUCGAAGUAACAUAUCUAUUUUUCACAUGAGUGUUGCUGCUAAUAAGAGUUGAAAAAUUUAACGCGAUUGUGCACGGUGAAAUAAUACUCUGAUGUACAAUUACUAACUAAACAAGUACGACAGCUUUUCUACUUUCAUUCUUCGUAAGUAAUUAUCAUUAAGUAAUUCUUCAUUGAGUUAAAAGGAUAAAAAUUUUCGCUCUACAGUCGUUGCUACUUUUCAACUUAUUUCUUUGUCUAAUUAAAUACUAAAGACGUUAUUAAAAUUCGAAUGGGAGAGUGCGAAGCAAACGUACAAUAAAUUAUACGAAAAGAUAAGGGAACUUGUUCGUUAUAUACAACUUCUAAUAUAAUUUAUUAAUUCAGCGAAAUUAAUCAAUUAUUGUUGUCCGCCAUUUUACGUGCAAAAAUUACGAAAGAAACUUUUUAUCGCUAAAUUCACGGUAUUUCCCAUUUUUACGGAAUUACAGCAAAAUGAUGAUAACUGCACCAUCUUUCAAGCAAGUUAAACGAAAAUUAUUUAAAUUAAAUGAAAAUUCGCUGCAAUUUUUGCAAUCUUUUUUUUUUAAUCAACGUUCGUGCUAAAUUAUAGCCUUUCACUCAUAUCUAAAUUUGGUCGAAGGAUAAUUUAAAAUGGAAUAGAUUAAAAUUGGCAGCAAUUACGUUUCACUUUCGCUCGAACUGGGAAAAGUGAAACGCAAAUCAAACUAAAACUUUCGUCCGGCACUCACGAUUAGACCACCGUGCUAUUAAUAAUUUUAACUUUACUUAUAUCUGAGUAUUAAUGGAUGCCUCUCUCGAAAAUAAUUUUAUAACUAAAUUCACAUGAAUCGGAUUUCUGCUUGUAAUAAAAUUUAUAGUAAUAACAAUGUUUAUCACAACGAUAGUGGAGUCAAUGAAGCGGCAAGAGUGCAUUAAUUUAACACUCUACAAAGCAGAACUUCAUUCAAGAGCCCGGUAACGACGCUUAAUUUACGUAAGCGUGAUACGAGAGGAUCGGGACUCGUGCGAGAAUAUUGCGUAGAGCAUCCGAAAGGAAAUGGAAGUCGUUGCACCAGGAUAAUGCCCGGCAGGAUAUAAAAUUUGACGGAGCGCGUCUCGAUGACGGCUUUCGGCCUAAUAAGAUAAAAGUAUAUAGAAAAAGCAACCCCUCCGCGUCAAUUUUGAUUAUUCCCUCCGACCGGAUGUUAUCUUCGACACGAGGUGUCAUUAUCUUCGAUCUUUACGAAUUCAAAGCAUUCAAUGCUACCGAAAAAUUCGGAGCGCGUCUGGAUCGGCGCUUGAUAAGACCUCAAUUGAAGAAGAAUUCAAACAGAGAAUUCGAAAAGAAAAAUGCGAAAGAGAAAUUAAUGUUUCUCAAGAAAAAGGGAAAUAAAAAUUUUGUUUCGUGAAAUUAAUUACGUUGAUAAUUCCGUUCUAUAUUUUUAUUACUGCUGUAUGCUUUUUUAAUUCUUUUUAAAUAAUUUUUACUUUUAUAUUUCUCUUUUAAAUUAAAUUUUUUAAAAUAAUGCAAUGAUAAUUUAAUUCAUUUUUUAAAUAAAAAAUAUGUAAAAUAUAUUCUAUCUAAUAUUUUUUUGAAAAAUUGUAUUCUUGAUAAAUAUGCCCUUAUGAAAAAAUAUUACUGCCCAAAAAAUUAUACAUAAAAAAUUACACACAUGAGAGAUAAAUAUUCUGCUUAAACAAAAGUCUGCUACUACUAAAACGAUAUAAUACCACUAUUAUAAUGUAAGAAAAACUAUAUCUAGCACCGAUCCAGACAGUGAGUGCUCGCUGCUCCUACGAAUCAUUGCGUACCGCAACUUUUCUAAUGAUCUUAGGAUUUAUCACGAUCUUUUUCUAGCAGCUAAGUCACAAGCGCAGCUACGAGCACGAGUUUAGUUCCACGACGAUAUCGAAGUUAAUAUUGUGAUCAAUACGCGUAACUACUAAUAAAAAUAAGAGAAAGAGGGGGAGAGAGAGAACGAGAGCUAUGUCAUGGACCAAACACCAACACUUGUAUCGCCAUCUAUUCCAACGAGAAUAUAUAAUACGUAAAAUGCAACUUCAGAAUGCAAAGUGCAUAUCCUGAUGAUAAUGCAGAAGUCGCGUCCUUCAUAAAUGAUCUCAUCCGGUGUUGGGCAAACUUUGCAAAUGAUUUGUGCAAUAUAUGGAUCCUUAACCGUUUCGUCCAUAAACGCCAUAUCUUAAUAUUUUAAGAUUACAACAAUAUUCUUAAGCAAGAAUUUGCCGUUUGUGUUAAUAAUAAUGCAAUUUUUAACUUCAUUACAUAGUAAAGACACCUAAAAUCAUUGUGUGUUGGUAAAUUGAGACAAAUAUGUAUUUAAAUCGCGAGUUUCUGAAAUUAUUUAAAUGACAAAAAUGUAAAACAAAUAAGUUGCUUAAUUAAUGUUAUAAUAUACUAUAGGUAUACGAAAUAUUUGUAUUUCAUGGCUUUGUGUGGUAAAAGUAAGAAAUUAUUAUUUUAAACAAAUAUGUUACAAAGUGACGUAGCUAAUAUCAAUUUUCUCUCUGCAAUGAUGAUUAAUUUGAAAUUAAAUGACAUUUUGUUCAACGAAGGAAAGCGAGGAAACGAGAGGAUAACAAUGACACUUUUACAUAUACGUAUAAAAAAAAAACAAAUGAUAUCUUUAUUAUGCAGAUCGUCGCAUAUUUUUUUAUCUUCAUAGAGCGUUUCACUCAAUCCUAUGAACACAUUUAGCACUACCGGUCGGAAAAUCCCAGGUCAAUACGUAUACACAUCCCACGAGGAAAGAGACAGGGAAAGAGCAAAAAAAAAAAGGGAAGUGCGACAAAAAUGAGCGA